Vitis riparia (riverbank grape) is the source of this 1274-nucleotide messenger RNA. RefSeq lists its product as uncharacterized. The record is from RefSeq and is a predicted model, not a curated record. Lineage: Eukaryota; Viridiplantae; Streptophyta; Magnoliopsida; Vitales; Vitaceae. The coding region runs from base 169 to 621 and encodes 150 amino acids. The transcript has 9 exons. Gene Ontology annotation, biological process: retrograde vesicle-mediated transport, Golgi to endoplasmic reticulum. Gene Ontology annotation, molecular function: SNAP receptor activity. Gene Ontology annotation, cellular component: SNARE complex; endoplasmic reticulum.
AUACCCUUAAAAAACAACAGAGGAAAAAAAGAACAAAAGGAAAAAAGGACGAAGAAGAAACUGAAAGAUAAGCGCCUGCAAAUGUGAAAGCCUGGUGUGAAAGACAGGCUGAACGGAAGCCAUCGGCGAGGGUGUUAAUGAUCAGGGAGAUAUCCACAGGGUCUUGUAAUGGGUAUCAGUAGAACUGAAGUAAACUUGAGGAGGUUGCUUGCAGCCGCACCUCAGCAACAAAAUCAGGCAAAGCUUAUACAUUAUGUUGCUACUUUACGAGAACAAUUAGAACAAUUGACUGAAGAGAGAACUCUAGAAGGAUUACCAAGAGUUUCAAAACCGAAGGUGAAUGAAUAUUCAGAGAAGAUCGAAGCUAUUGCUUCCAAAAUAACUGCUCCAUCGUCCAAUGUGCAAGUUUCCCAGGAGCCUUUUUCUGGUACUUCUGGCAAGGAAGGCACUUCUAAAACUGAAGAAGAGGAUCACAUGCCCCUUUCCCCAGGAUUGCGAAGGAGAUUUGUGCCUGCUUCAAAAUUUGAAGAUAGAUCUCAUGAUACUAUAAAGGCAGACGCAUUGGGGCCAGUCAAAUUGGAUGCUGCAGCACAGGAAGCUUCAAGAAGACCUGACAGAUGAAAUGGUUGGAUUGGCAAAGCAGCUCAAGCAGAGUAGUCUCUUGAUGAGCCAGUCCAUUCAGAACACUGAAAAAUCACGCUUUGAGUGCAGAUACUUGAUUCUACAGAGAAAGCAGUUGAGCAUAGCUUGGCAAGCACUGGCCAUGUCAAUACACGAGCUAUGGAUAUAUACUCAAAUAGUUUUAAGACCACAUGCUUCACAUGGAUUAUGAUAUUUGUGAUGACUUGUAUCUUCAUAAUGGUUGUGCUUCUGAUUCGUGUCACUUAAGGGAGGUACAAGUGAGAAGUCUCAGCAAAUUGUGCAAUCUGGUUCAUUGUUUUUCUGUUGAUGGAAGGUGAAAAUUCAAUUAAUUAUUUCUAUGGGCCUUCUGCUGCUCUGUAGAAGCAAAUGCAAUUGAAGAGAGCAGUGAUCGAUGGAUGUAAUUCCUUUAAUCAAUGGCAUUUUCAUUCAAUCUCCAAUAAGGUACAUAUCUGUGCUUGAGAAGCAGUUGCUUUGUUAUAUACAUUUACAUUUAUGUGUCCUCCUUAGCCAUAGAUUGAUUUUGUUGCAAUUCUUCAAAAGAUUUUACUCUUUUUGAAAGUUUUGGCUAGUAGCUAGGCACAAUGAUUUGCAUGGUUUUUACUAGUAAUUGAUGUAAAUUUGGCUGGUGAGGA